Messenger RNA from Colletotrichum abscissum, 660 nucleotides. Its product is annotated as galactoside O-acetyltransferase. The record is from RefSeq and is a predicted model, not a curated record. NCBI's taxonomy places the organism in Eukaryota, Fungi, Ascomycota, Sordariomycetes, Glomerellales, Glomerellaceae. The coding region runs from base 1 to 660 and encodes 219 amino acids. The transcript is spliced from 2 exons. Gene Ontology annotation, molecular function: acetyltransferase activity.
AUGGUGCCACCAAUCCGUACGCAAAAGGACGAUAAGGCUAUUGCCUUUGCCAAGACUCUCGAGCAUGUGCCCUGGUGCGAAGACUAUGAGAAGAUGGUCUCUGGCAUGCUUUACAGCUGCAUGGCGCCUGAGCUAGUAGCAUCGAGACACCGUGCCCGUCGACUGGCUCAGAAAUUCAACACCUAUGUUCCAGGAGACGACGAAUCUGCAGACGACGUUGCCAACAAGAGAGUGGGCAUGAUCAAGGAGCUUUUCGGCGGGAUUGGAAAAGAUGUCUACGUCGAGCCCAGCUUGCAGGUUGAUUACGGCUGCAAUAUCACGGUCGGAGAUCGCUUCUACGCCAAUUUCAACUGCGUCAUUCUUGACUGUGCUCAUGUGACCAUUGGAAACAAUGUCUUCUUCGCCACAGGAGUCAGCCUCAUCACAGCGACUCACGAGACUGCCUUGCAGUCUAGGAGAGACAACAUCGAGUAUGCAGAGCCCAUCACCAUUGGCGAUGACUGCUGGAUUGGAGCGAACGUCACAGUGUUGCCGGGAAUCAACAUCGGCAAGGGUUGCACCAUUGGUGCCGGCGCGCUUGUGAAUAGAGAUAUCCCCGAUUACUCAGUUGCAGUGGGUGUUCCGGCCAAGGUCGUCAAGAAGGUAGAACCGGUUGCUUAG